Molecule: messenger RNA, 1775 nt
Organism: Lycium barbarum (goji berry)
Lineage: Eukaryota; Viridiplantae; Streptophyta; Magnoliopsida; Solanales; Solanaceae
Product: putative F-box protein At1g49610
Exons: 4
Coding region: 223-1566 (447 amino acids)
Molecular function (GO): protein binding
Source: RefSeq, a predicted model, not a curated record
GUUUUUUUUUGGCACAGAGGAGUAACAAUUUGAUGUUCAAAAAUAUUCCGAGAAAAAGUGAAAAAGUAUCGUGGCCAUUACUUUAAAAAGCAGAAGGAGUGUUUUCACUUGUUUACUUCACUCUACAGACAUCAUCAGCACUCAAGAUAACUACAUGGAGCGAAGAGGAUUUUGCCAAUAAUAAAUUAGUGAGCUUGUGCUCAAAGUUCACUCCUUUCCCGUAUGGAUCGACUUAGUGCGCUGCCUGAAUCGGUACUGCUUCACAUCCUCUCGUUCCUGACCGCGAGAGAUGUUGUCAAAACGGCCGUUCUCUCCAAACGCUGGCCGCACCUGUGGACUAUUAUCCAGGAGCUUAAUUUUGAUCGGAGAGAUUCCUUUCCUAAUCACGGUUUUGUGGACUUUGUGAAUCGGACCUUGCUUUCUCGUGGCACUUGUAAGAUCAGAAGACUUAGAAUUCGUCUCUUUUUGAAUGCUAGUUCUUGUAAAGAUUAUGAUGGAUGGAUUUUGUAUGCUGCAAAGAACAAUGUGGAAGAGCUCUUUCUAGAUUUUGAUUCAGACUGUUGCGAAUGGUUGCCACCUAAGUGUGUGUAUUGCAAUUCGUCGCUCAAGACGUUGAGCAUGUGGAGCUGCAGGCUUAUACCUGGUAUGCAGAUAAGCUGGAACUUGUUGACAAAGUUAACCCUUCGGUUCUCAGUGUUGUGGGAUCACACAAUUCAUAAGAUUAUGGUGGGUGCUCCAAAACUGGAAUUCCUUGAGUUGGAUUCGUGCUGCGGAUAUGAUGAUCUGAAUUUUGAUUCUCCUUCUUUAAGAGUGCUGAUUGUAUGUGAGUGUGAAUCAUUUGUGUAUGAACAUGGUCCCGUCAUGAGAAUUUCAGCCCCCAAUGUUCAGUCUCUGCACGUGUUAGGAUCUCUUUAUAGGAAGUGUAUUUUGAUGAAUGUGUCAUCCGUCGUUCAUGCCAACGUCGAUUUUGGUCCACAUAUUUGUUUGAUUAGUGGAAAGAAGAACUUAAAACGGCAGCAAGACAACCUGAUGGAGUUAGUUAGGAGCCUUAAACAUGCUGAGAGGUUGACUUUGGGCACUUGGUGCAUUGAGGUUCUAGCACAAAGGGAGAAGAAACGUAUUCCUUCUCAGAUUUCAACUCACAAAUGCGUCACGUUAAGUAUACAAAUGAAGGAAGAUGAUCUUUUGGGGAUAAUUAACCUGCUAAAAGGUUCACCAGGCCUACAAAUGCUAAUAAUAGACAUGGGAUCUGAAUUCUGGGAAGAGCCAAGAGGCACAGAGUUAGCAGAUUUUAAUGGUGCAAACUACUUAGCAUCACAAGCGAAGCACAUCAAAUGUUUGUUGCAUAAUUUGAAGACAGUCAAGAUUACCCAAUUUGUGGCACAACACUCUGUAUUUCCAUUUCUAGAGUUCAUUUUGAAGAACGGGAGGGUACUGGAGAAUCUCGUAAUCAUAGCUAAAAGGGGGAUAGAUGCAAAUUCACCAGAGUCCUUGCUGAAAGUAGCUCAGAGAUUACUAAGCCUGCCUAGGGCUUCUUCCCAGGCAGUCGUUACGCUUCUCAACUGACAACAUUAAGUCGCUUUGUACUCCGAUGGAACUACAUUCAUCGGCUGUUAAGAAGCUGCAAGGAUUGUGUUUUAUUUCUGUCAAACAUGCUUUUGUAAGAUGAACAAUUGCAUUAUGUGUAGGUAAAUAUCUUUCUUUCUAGAAAUACUUUUGAGAUGUUUCUUGUCUCCUUGAGAUUAUAUAAUGUGUUGCCUCAGGUUAAAAUUUAA